UUUGGACUUUCCCUCCCUCCAUAAAUACCCAACCUCACUCCUCCUUCUUCCUCACCAUCAUCUCUUCAAUUACCAAACCUAACUCUUCUUUAACAAGAGCGCAGGCUCGAAAGCGCUCUUGUUCUUUCUUCAUCGUCUCCUCCUUUACCCUCAUAGUAAUCUAGAACCCCUUUAAAUUUUUGGAUAAUUCACACAAAAUAUGGCUAUUAACCUAGCAAUUCUCUUUACCACAUUCUUCCUCUUGAACCUCGCCGAUGCUAGAAUCCCCGGCGUCUACUCCGGCGGCGCGUGGCAAACCGCACACGCCACUUUUUACGGCGGUAGCGACGCCUCCGGCACUAUGGGAGGAGCUUGUGGUUACGGGAACCUUUACAGUCAAGGCUAUGGAACCAACACGGCUGCUUUGAGCACGGCGCUGUUUAACAACGGUAUGAGCUGUGGAUCCUGCUUUGAGCUAAAAUGCGCCAACGACCCACAAUGGUGCCACUCAGGUAGUCCAUCGAUCCUCAUCACCGCAACCAAUUUCUGCCCACCAAAUUUGGCUCAGCCCAGCGACAACGGAGGAUGGUGCAACCCGCCACGUGCCCACUUCGACCUAGCCAUGCCUGUCUUCCUCAAGAUCGCUCAAUAUCGCGCCGGCAUUGUCCCCGUCUCAUACCGCAGGGUGCCAUGUAGAAAGAGAGGAGGGAUAAGGUUCACAAUCAACGGUCACCGUUACUUCAACUUGGUUCUGAUCACUAACGUGGCGGGAGCAGGAGACAUCGUGAGGACGAGCGUGAAAGGUUCACGGACUGGUUGGAUGAGUUUGAGCAGGAACUGGGGUCAGAACUGGCAGUCUAAUGCUGUUUUGGUUGGUCAGUCACUUUCUUUCCGCGUCACAGGCAGUGACCGUAGAACCUCUACUUCAUGGAACAUCGCUCCUUCUAACUGGCAGUUUGGUCAAACCUUUGUCGGGAAGAAUUUCAGGGUCUAAACGAUGAUUCUCGAGAAACUAAAUUUGGGGAAAAUCGAAAAUAUUAAAGUGGUCGAGACAAAAGAAAACUCUCCGCUAAUUUCGCUCCUCCUUUUUUUUUUUUCUCAAAACGAGGGAGAAUAGUAUCUUUGACUUUUGUGUGUUUUCUUUUUGAUGUUUCUUUUUUUUUGGGGUUUUGGUGUUUUUAAUUGUGAGUUAUAAAAGGGGAGAGAGAAAGAGAGUAGCUGAAGUGGCUGUGAGAAAAUUUUGUAACAGCCCGCAGCUAUUAAAGUAUUUACAUGGUUGGGUUGUAGUAACGUUUAGUUUCGUGUAAUUGAAAACAUGGUUGUAUUAUGAUACUACUACAUUCUAGUACUAAUCUUCUUGUUUGUUUUUUUAACUAGCC
Messenger RNA from Thlaspi arvense, 1358 nucleotides. The record is from the annotation of a GenBank genome assembly. NCBI's taxonomy places the organism in Eukaryota, Viridiplantae, Streptophyta, Magnoliopsida, Brassicales, Brassicaceae.